CAAGAAAAUAUUUACCGAAUGGAGAGCAAAGUAAAAAUAAAAAUUCUGAUAUAAAUUCAUGUGACACAACAAAAAAAAAAAAACAAAAGGGAAUAAAACAGAUCGAAAAGCGUGCGUGUGUGAAACGAGAAUGCCCUGAGAAAUUAAUCACAGUUCUGGCCAUUCGAUUAUAUUGUGUAUAUACAUAUAUACUGUAUAUAUAUUUGUUAAUAUAUCUGCUAUCGUAUACAGAAUGGCCCUUACAUUGAUCCAUUUGCGUCGCCUCAUUCUGCUGCUGAGCAUUGUUUAUCUGGCCGGUGAAAUGCUUCGUCGCCUGUUCACAGGUCAUGAUGAUGCUCCUGAUGAUGUUGACUACUCCAAAGAUGACACCUGGAUGGGAGUGCCAUGGCAUUUGCAUUGGUGGGCCUACAUUUAUACUUGCUACGUCUAUGCUGUGGUUGUCAACUAUGUCACCUUCCGUCAUUUAAACAAUUUGCUGGUCUUUGAGAAUUGAUUAUUUGAUUGCAGUCUACACGAAAAUAAGAGUGAUGAAUCCUCAAACGAUCAUCAUUCAAUUAAGCCGAAGAAAUCACUUUUUUGUAAUGUAAUGAAGAGAGAGAAUUAAGAAAGUCUUUGGAGAAAGUUCAUGGUAAUCGAUUGUGACAUUUUUUCUAAAAUUUAGUUUCUUUACUGUUUAAAGUUCUAAGAUCAAAACAAAAACUAAUAAAGUAAAUAAGCAUUAAAA
Molecule: messenger RNA, 724 nt
Organism: Drosophila willistoni
Lineage: Eukaryota; Metazoa; Arthropoda; Insecta; Diptera; Drosophilidae
Exons: 1
Coding region: 233-493 (86 amino acids)
Source: RefSeq, a predicted model, not a curated record